CUCUUUAAUCGAAGCAAAAGAACUCAGCUGAGGCAGAUCCAGCUUGUUGCGCACCGUUGUAGGAAACCCUUCGUCAUGGAGCAGCUAAGCACAGCCAUCAACCAGUUUGCCAUAGACCUGUUCCUUGCCUUGAGCGCAGACAACCUGUCCGGGAACAUCUUCUUCUCCUUCAGCAUUUCCUCAGCCCUGGCCAUGACCUUUCUGGGGGCCAGAGGCAACACCGCGGCCCAGCUCUCAAAUACUUUACAUUUUGAUACAGUGGAGGAUAUCCAUUCAAGAUUUCAGAGCCUGAAUGCUGAUAUCAACAAAUGGGGAGCCUCUUAUAUUCUGAAACUUGCUAAUCGAUUAUAUGGCGAGAAAACGUAUAAUUUCCUGCCUGAGUUCUUGGCUUCAACUCAGAAAAUGUAUGGGGCUGACUUGGCUAGCGUGGAUUUUCAGCAUGACUCUGAAAAUGCAAGGAAGGAAAUAAACCAGUGGGUCAAAGGGCAGACAGAAGGGAAAAUUCCAGAACUGUUGGCCUCAGGUGUGGUUGACAGCAUGAGUAAACUUGUGCUGGUGAAUGCCAUCUAUUUCAAAGGAAACUGGGAGGAGCAAUUCUUGAAAGAGGCCACAACCGAUACACCAUUCAGGUUGAAUAAGAAAGACACAAAAAUAGUGAAAAUGAUGUAUCAGAAGAAUAAAUUUCCAUAUGGCUACAUCGAGGAACUUAAGUGCCGUGUGUUAGAACUGCCUUAUGAGGGCAAGGAGCUCAGUAUGGUUAUUCUGUUGCCAGAUGACACUGAAGACGAUUCCAUGAGUCUGAAAAAGAUUGAGAAACAACUGACUGUGGAAAAAUUGAAAGAAUGGACCAAACCUGAGAAUCUGGAUGUAGUUGACAUCAAUGUCUACUUGCCCAAGUUCAAGCUGGAAGAGAGCUACAACCUCAACUCCCCCCUGGCCCGCCAGGAUCUCUUUAAUAGCAAGGCUGAUCUUUCUGGCAUGUCAGGAUCCAGAGAUAUUAUUAUGUCAAAAAUUGUCCACAAGUCCUUUGUGGAAGUGACGGAAGAGGGCACAGAGGCAGCAGCCGCCACGGCGGGCAUUGCCACCUUCUGUAUGUUGGUGCAGGAGGAAACUUUCUGUGCCGACCAUCCCUUCCUUUUCUAUAUUUGGAAAAAAUCCGUAGAUGACAUACUCUUCAUAGGCAAAUUUGCUUCUCCUUAGAGACUGUGGAAAUACAGGCUCAAGCCUAGAGCUUUAUUACCUGAGUUUUUAAUGGCCCAAAUUUUGUAUUUUUAACAAUAAAAAUACUAUCUGCAAACAAACAAACAAACAACAAAAAAAAAGAAAGCUGACAGUAU
Messenger RNA from Choloepus didactylus (southern two-toed sloth), 1337 nucleotides. Its product is annotated as leukocyte elastase inhibitor-like. NCBI's taxonomy places the organism in Eukaryota, Metazoa, Chordata, Mammalia, Pilosa, Megalonychidae. Bases 76 to 1200 code for a protein of 374 amino acids. Gene Ontology annotation, biological process: negative regulation of endopeptidase activity. The record is from RefSeq and is a predicted model, not a curated record. Gene Ontology annotation, molecular function: serine-type endopeptidase inhibitor activity. The transcript has a single exon.